AUGGAGUUAGCUGAUAAUUUCUAUUCAUGUGAAGGAGCCACUCUACCCCGCCGGUUACUCUAUGAGUUGUAUAUGGAAAGCUGCAAUCCAAAUCCUGAGUGUCAAGUAAAUUCAUCCUCCUUUGGAAAGAUUAUUAGGUUAGUUUUCCCAGGCCUAGGAACAAGACGACUGGGCACAAGAGGGAACACCAGGUAUCAUUAUUCCGGAAUUGCUAUCAAGAUUAGCUCUUCCUUUUAUGCACGUUAUUGCUCUCUUCUGUCUCAAGAAUAUUGUUGCAGGAACCCUUUUCCAGGGGAACCAAGCAGCAGCUCUGCCUGCCAGCCAAGAACCUCUGUGGUCACCAGUGGAAAUGCCUGCAGUUCGGGAGGUGCAGAUGGUUACAAGGGGAUUAGCAAAAAACCCAAAACAAAUUUGCAUUGUUCUCCAUCUGUCAUUUAUCUGAAGACUGAGCAAGAACAAUUUCAGUACCCUUGGCCUGGAUUCAGCAGAUUCUACCUUUGGCAGGAAAAGGUAGGGAAAAAAUACCCCUAUAAAAUGGUUGUGCUGCUUGCCAAUGAGUAUUACAGCCAUUGUCAAGAUAUUUUACAUCUGGUGAGAAUGAAGGAGUUUCACAAGGUGGGAGAGUGUAUCCUGUCAUUCUGGAGAUGUCUGCAGACUGAAAAAAUAUCAGUGAUGGCCUCGCCAGAUGUGUGCCAGCUGUUCAUAGGCUAUGAUAGGCAGCUGUUCAAGGAAAUGGAGAACAUCCUACUUUAUGAUUUCCUGGAGGAGGUGCCUGAGCAAGACAUGGAGUCAAUCCGAUUGUUCAGCAAAAAUGUUGAACUUUGGCUGCUUAAUGCUUUGAAAGGGCUUCCAUUGUUACUCCAAACAUCCAAAUCUAAAGAAGUUGCAGUGUUUAUAAAAAGAAUCCGCAGAAAGGGAGACCUUUCUAACAUAGCCAAGACAAUGAGAAGAGUCUUGAACAGCAACAGCAGAGUCACUGUUCUACGAUCAGACUUGCAGACUGUCAUUGAUGAGGGAUUUCUGGAUGUGCCUGGAAACUUCUUUCAAAAGGAGUUUAGGAAUUUCAAGCAUCUGCAGAAUGACCUAGAACUCAAAUGUUUGAAUGACUUCCUGUCUUUGCUGGCAUCUUCCACGGAUAUUCGGGUUCUCCUGAAUGGUCUGUCUUCAAAUCUUCAGAUUUUUGUCAUUCAGCCAUGCCAGAAUAAAGAGGAUUUUAGAAACCUGGCAUCAGACUUCCAGUUGAGAUGGAACUUCCUACUGAGUGCAAUAAGCAAGGCAAUGACCCUCAGCUAUGCAGAGAGCUUUGGAUCCUGGUAUUUGUUUAAUUUGCUACUGGUGGAUUUCGUGGCUCAUGUUUUCCUGUCCUGUAUGGAGGAGGAGGGACAUGAAAGUUUCUGGGUCGCAGAACAAAACGAGUCCUCUGUCCUCUCAGUUUAUGAGCCCAGCCACCUCUGGGUUUAUUUGACAGAGGAGCAACCUCAAGCCAGUGAUCCACAGGCAGCUCUUAUAACUUUAAUGGAGAGCCAGAGUAACUUCGGAUUAGACAACAGUCUUCAUAAUUCUGAGUUAUUUGGUGGACACAUCCACAGGAUGCAAGUUUGA
Messenger RNA from Calypte anna (Anna's hummingbird), 1602 nucleotides. It is a transcript of the gene RFX8, whose product is annotated as RFX family member 8, lacking RFX DNA binding domain. Gene Ontology annotation, biological process: regulation of transcription by RNA polymerase II. Gene Ontology annotation, molecular function: DNA-binding transcription factor activity, RNA polymerase II-specific; RNA polymerase II cis-regulatory region sequence-specific DNA binding. The record is from RefSeq and is a predicted model, not a curated record. Lineage: Eukaryota; Metazoa; Chordata; Aves; Apodiformes; Trochilidae.